This is a messenger RNA of Aspergillus saccharolyticus JOP 1030-1, 789 nucleotides long. RefSeq lists its product as uncharacterized. The record is from RefSeq and is a predicted model, not a curated record. Lineage: Eukaryota; Fungi; Ascomycota; Eurotiomycetes; Eurotiales; Aspergillaceae. The annotation marks the transcript as partial. The transcript is spliced from 2 exons.
UACCGCAUCCUCCACCAGCCUCUCUUCCGAAAUUCCCUGCUGGCCGGCGUUGGAUACCUCGAACUGGCCAACGCGGCCGACUUCGCCGCCAAUGUGUGGAACCAGAUUCCUGUGCCGCUGCACGCCAAAAUCCUGAUGGCGAUUGGCGGGCCCUGCGCGCUGUGCAUGACCCUGGUCGCCGCGCGAGACAUGUACCUCAGUGCUGCCAACGUGCGGCUGCUCCGUCAAGAGCGAUCAUUCCUGGCUGAGAGCAUUUCGACCAACCACGGCGUCAACACCCGUGAAGUCCUCACCGAAGUCAUCGACCGCAUCCUCAUGGAUCUCCUAAUGGGGAUCGGUGCUCUUCUCGUGGGCAUCGGCACGCUGCUGGCAAUCUGGGGCGCCGACCGGACCAUUUACCGGAUCAGCAACCUGCUCUCUGGGUACGUGGGCAAUGGACUAGCUGCUGGCUUUGGGCUUGUCAACGCCGUCUGGUCGGUGUACCUGGUGUGGCGGUUCCAGCAAUGCUGGGCCGCGUGUUCAUCAUCGACAUCUUCUGAUGAGGUGUCUGAAAGUGAGAAGGGCCCGAGGUUGAACGUCGAGCUCCCUGCCCCCCUCAAGACCAAGCUGCGUGCUCGCAUGCGGGCCUUACAGGUCCAUGCUCUGGUCAACGGGAUCAAUGGGCUGGUUGCUGGCGCGGCCAGCAUGGUCACGGCGACCAUGUGGUACGGGUAUGUGGUGCUGGUGCCGUGCAUCGUGAGUCUGAUUCUCCUGAAUGUGUUCUGGCGAGCGCGACUAGGCUACGACCGA